This is a messenger RNA of Carcharodon carcharias (great white shark), 1053 nucleotides long. RefSeq names its product MCTS1 re-initiation and release factor (gene mcts1). The transcript has 6 exons. Gene Ontology annotation, molecular function: RNA binding. The record is from RefSeq and is a predicted model, not a curated record. Lineage: Eukaryota; Metazoa; Chordata; Chondrichthyes; Lamniformes; Lamnidae. Bases 118 to 663 code for a protein of 181 amino acids. Gene Ontology annotation, biological process: formation of translation preinitiation complex.
AUAUACAGAAGAAUCCAUUUUACCGCAUUGCUGUGAUUUAUUAUGUAGUUGCGACCUGCCGUAAGGUGGUAUAUUUCCGGUUGGGCCUCGUGGUAUUGGAGUUCCUGAGGCUGCGCAAUGUUUAAAAAAUUUGAUGAAAAGGAAAAUGUUUCAAACUGCAUCCAGCUGAAAACAUCUGUUAUUAAAGGCAUUAAGAAUCAGUUGGUGGAUCAGUUUCCAGUAAUUGAGCCAUGGUUGAACCAAAUCAUGCCAAAGAAGGACCCUGUAAAAAUAGUAAAAUGCCAUGAACAUAUAGAGAUCCUGACUGUUAAUGGAGAAUUGUUGUUCUUCAGACAGAGGGAGGGACCUUUCUACCCAACCUUACGUUUACUUCACAAAUAUCCCACUAUCUUACCACAUCAACAGGUUGAUAAAGGGGCCAUCAAGUUUGUGCUCAGUGGGGCCAAUAUCAUGUGUCCUGGUCUAACAUCCCCUGGAGCAAAGCUUCACCCAGCUGACACUGAUACUAUAGUUGCUAUAAUGGCAGAAGGCAAGCAACAUGCCCUCUCUGUGGGAGUUAUGAAGAUGCCAGCAGAUAAAAUUGAACAAGUCAACAAAGGUAUUGGAAUUGAGAACAUGCAUUACUUAAAUGAUGGACUUUGGCACAUGAAGACAUACAAAUAAUCUGAAUACCAGCAAUGUGAGAUAUCUGCUGGAAGGGAAAAAUGGACAGACCAAUUGCAAGACAUGUAGACAUUUACAGUAUUGGAUUUUUAGAAUUUUAUUUUUUAUUUUGCUUUGUGUAAACACAACACUUCGAGUGGGGUUACGAAAGCAAUUUUGUGUUCCAUCUGUCCUGGAUUUACCUUUCACUAUUCAAACCUGUCCAAAUUACAAAAUGACUUGUAAUCACAUCAAAAUAUACAGCUAAAAAAACCCCCCAAACAAUUGGCAACAACUGUUGUUAAAUCAAAUAUCACAAUGCAGAUGUCUUUAGCUUGUACAGUGGGUUUGUACAAACAUUGUUGCAUAGUUAAUUUCAAAAUAUGUUCAUUAAAUUAAUACCCAAGAUUA